Molecule: messenger RNA, 1875 nt
Organism: Rhincodon typus (whale shark)
Lineage: Eukaryota; Metazoa; Chordata; Chondrichthyes; Orectolobiformes; Rhincodontidae
Gene: lrrfip2
Product: leucine rich repeat (in FLII) interacting protein 2
Exons: 12
Coding region: 324-1424 (366 amino acids)
Biological process (GO): regulation of DNA-templated transcription
Source: RefSeq, a predicted model, not a curated record
GUGGCGUUGACGCAUGCGUGCAAAGCAAUUGGCGGAGUUGCCAGCUGGUGGUGGUUUAAUUUAGGGAGGGUUAGAGUUUUUUUUUAAAUCCUCGUUUCAGGAGGAGGUAAAGCCGAGUAGUCGGACCUCGGGCGGGUUUGUUUGUUUGUGGGUGAUGUUUGAACGGGUGGCUCAGCCGGUGCGGAGACGAAUGGCUGGUUGAUUGUCCGGCACUGACCGAAGGAGUGGCCGAGCCGCUGUACAACUGUGGAAGGAGUUCCCCUCCAAAUGGUAUUCGAUCUUAUUGUCUUGGACUUGUAGAAGAUUUUAAUUGUUUGGAGAAAAUGGGGACACCUGGAUCUGGAAGGAAACGAACGCCUAUUAAAGACAGAUUCUCCGCUGAAGAUGAGGCCCUGAGCCACAUCGCCAGAGAGAUGGUACACAUACACGGAGUGUCAGUGGUAGGAAGAGUGAAUGUUUGUGGAUAUGUUACCAGUCAAGAAAUCUGCUUUAUCCUGGUUGGUGUCAAAUAUCUUGUGUUGUUGGAGCUGCACCUAACCAAACAAGAACUGGAACGACAGAAACAUAUGUGUAGUGUGUCACAGCACAAAAUAGAAGAACUUAAAGAGGGCAUUCAGCAAAGAGAUGAACUUAUAGAGGAAAACAAGUCUUUGCAGCAAAGGGUGGACACUCUCACCAGGGAUGUGUUUGAUCUGCAGGAAACUGUCAACUGGAAAGACAAAAAAAUUGGGGCUCUAGAGAGGCAGAAAGACUACUUUGACUGCAUUAGAAAUGAGCGUGAUGAGCUGAGAGAUGAGUUGGCUGAUCUAAGGGAAAAAACAAAGAAACAUGGUCUGGUUAUAAUCCCAGAAGGCACACCUAAUGGUGAUGUAAAUCAUGAACCAAUUGUUGGUGCUAUAACAGUUGUGUCUCAAGAAGCUGCUCACGUGCUUGAAAGUGCAGGAGAUGGACCAUUAGAUGUGCGGCUAAAGAAACUAGCCGAUGAAAAGGAAGAAUUGCUUGCACAGAUCAGAAAGCUGAAAUUGCAGUUGGAAGAGGAAAAACAGAAGAACUCGAGGAUUGAAAAUGUGUUCACCGAUUCUGAUCGGCUAGAAAAUGGCACAGACCUACAAAUUCUGGAAAUGCAGAGAGAUGUAAAUAGGCAGUUGAGUGAGUACAAGUUUAAACUGUCUAAGGCAGAACAAGACAUUGCCACUGUUGAACAAAAUGUUGUCAGACUUGAAGGGCAGGUGCUUCGCUAUAAAACAGCAACAGAAAACUCAGAAAGAAUAGAGGAUGAACUAAAAGCAGAAAAGAGGAGGUUGCAGCGAGAGUUACGAUCAGCAUUGGAUAGGAAUGAAGAGAUGGAAAUGACCAAUAGCCACUUGAUGAAGCGAUUAGAGAAGAUGAAAGCCAACAGAAAUGCAUUACUCUCUCAGCAGUAAAGAGAGAAGAGCUGGGGCACUGUAUCUAUAACUAGCAGAACUUCCAUGCAUCGCAACCUAAAGAGCCUUUCCAUUGGUACAACCACUUUCAAACACUGAAAAAUGUCCUUUAUUAAGGCUUCAGUUUUAUAAGUGUUGGCAUAAAGUUUUUGUAAUUUAUGAGAGAUUCAUGGCAUUGUCUAAUGUCUAUGUUUGUUAAUUGUGAAUUGUAUUGUCUGUUUAGCUCACUGGGUUAAGAGCCUUUGAAAUGGGUUGUGUCUUUGUAAUGGGCGAUUUUAGCAGGUAAAUACAAAUAGAUUUGAUUGUUUAUGGCUUUAAUAUGCCAAAUUGAUCUACAUAAACCUUUCUGCUGCUUAGAAAUUAUAGUGGUUGCUUAAGACCUUGAACGACUGCAUGAACAGACCAGAUGCACAAGAUAACCUCAUGACCCUUUUGAAAAUCUGACUACUCU